Prosopis cineraria is the source of this 2373-nucleotide messenger RNA. Its product is annotated as probable mediator of RNA polymerase II transcription subunit 26b. The transcript is spliced from 9 exons. Bases 693 to 2057 code for a protein of 454 amino acids. The record is from RefSeq and is a predicted model, not a curated record. Gene Ontology annotation, cellular component: nucleus. NCBI's taxonomy places the organism in Eukaryota, Viridiplantae, Streptophyta, Magnoliopsida, Fabales, Fabaceae.
UCCCAUUUGCCCUCUCUGUACGUCUUUAGAACAUUAUAUUUCCAGUUUUUUAUUACAAUAAUGCGUUCACUUGCAUUCGCAUUUCUGGUAAGAGGGGUGGUUUUGAAGAGCCAAUAUUUCUGGAUUUGCUGAGGCCCCCGGUAUUCCAAGCAGAGAGCAAAGAUAAGCAGAAGUGGAGUAGAUAGACAUAUAAUUCGUCUUCAUUUUUGCCUUUCCCCUGAAAUAUCGCUCUUUUCUUUCCCCUUUUUUUUUUUAAAAAAAAAUUCGGCUACCAACAACAAAUUAAAAUUCAUUACCUUUUCUAAAGGCCUUAGCUAACUCACAAUCCGUUAAACGCGACGAUUGUUGUUUCCGUGUUGCUUUCUGUACAUUCUGAUACCGUUUUUGGAUCCUCCCGUCCCACGUAUACCCCUAUUUGUCUGCCCGAGAUUGACGAUAAUCUCGUUCGCAUUAUUUUCGAGGAUUGUUAAUAUUCGCAAAUCCCUUGUCUGCGUCGAGUCACUGUCAAAAAUCAAGCUACGAGCUACAAUCUGACUCUGAUUUCUGGGCAGUAUCAAUAUUUGCUUGAACUUCUUCUUUGCUAUUGAGAUGCCACGUCCUUAUCGCGUGAGAAUCCCCUGUUUUAUCUGCCGUUGAUUGCUUGCUGGAAAAAUCCAUUUUUUUUAUUUUAAAUCCGGCCUUCUUUCCUGAAAAUGAAGCCCGGGUCCUUGGAUUACUGGAGGAGUUACUUUCGGACGGCGAACUCGGAUAUAUUUGAUAUUAUCGACCAUGCGAUCAUGGUGGCCGCUUCUGAUUGUCCGAAGGAGUUUCGGUUGCGAAGAGAUGGAAUCGCGGAACGGCUGUUUUCUUGUCUGAUGACUCGUUGUUUGGGAUGUGAGCGACUGGAAUGGGCGGUGUCCGGUGUUGACGAGGAGUACGACGGAGGUUGCAAGAGUGGUUUUAAUGGAGAUGGAGUUGAAGUGGAAGCGGGUGCAAGCAAAGAGAGCAAGGCCCAUAGUAGCAGAGACGACCACGGGGAGAUGAACAUGAACCACUUUAACAAUUAUAGCUAUGGAGAAGCUGAAGCAUUGACGGAUGAUAUUGAAGAGGAGUCUCAAUUAGUUCGAGAAAUUUUGAGGAUCAAGGAAAUUCUUCGUAACAGCGAAGGAGAGUCUGAGUCGGAAUUAUUUGAGUCGUUGAGGAGGCUCCAGCUGAUGGAACUGACUGUGGAUCUUCUUAAGGCGACCGAGAUUGGAAAGGCUGUCAAUCCUUUCCGAAAGCAUGGAUCAAAGGACAUUCGUCAACUUGCGCGGACUCUUAUUGAUGGCUGGAAAGAAAUGGUAGAUGAGUGGGUCAAUGCCACCACAACCAAUACUGGUUCUGAAGGUACCCCAGAUUCAGUAAAUCCAUCGGUUGUUGAUGAAGAAGAAGAAGAAGAAGAAGAAGGGCUUCCAUCACCUCCGAUGGAUGAAGGGGCUUUCUUUGCAGCUCAAACUGCCUCAAUGGAGCUGUCACAGUUCUUCGACGGGAUGGAUGAUGAUGGAAAUCCUCGACAGGGUGGGGAAUUCAUCAAGAACCGGGAACAUGGCAGAAGACCAGCUCUGGACAAUCAAAACAUAGUAAGAAGGAAACAACAGACUUCCGAUGGGGUGGACACUGUAGUUAAGGUCAUCAAAAGUCAGCAAAUCAAGGGAAAUGAGGCUUCUGUGAAGCUAAAUAAAUCAGCAACUGUUGGUUCUGGUCCUGGUAGACCAUUAAAAUCAAGCAUGCAACGAAGAGAGAAUAUGGAGCCAAGGAUGUUGCAAAAGAUGGACAGGAGUGGUGUCCCCAAGAGGCCUCCUCUUGCUGGCCAGCAAGAUUCGAAGUGCUCAUAUGAUGCUUCAGUCCAAAUGAAGCUAGAAGCCACUAAGAGGAAACUCCAGGAGAGUUAUCAACAAGCUGAAAAUGCCAAGAAGCAGCGAACAAUCCAGGUUAUGGAGUUGCAUGAUCUCCCCAAGCAAGGGGGGAUAAACCACCGGAAUACACCUUUCAAACCUAUGAAGAAUCAUAACAGGAACUGGGCUCAGGGACGAAGGUAGAGCUGCUUUUUGUUCAAUUCCUUUCUACCCUCGCUCUUGAAGUUGAUGGGGGAAGAGCAAUAACUGGCCAGGCCAUCCUAUGGCCCGAAGCUUGAUCUGCCUGACAAUUGAAGGAACACAUUCUCAUUUCUUACUUGGUUCGAGCUGUUUUGAUUGAGAGGGAAGGAAACUCUGAAACAUUUUGUUUCUUUCCUUAGUUAAAGACCCGUAUAUAUAAAUCAAUUUUUCAUCCAAUAUGGAAGUGUCCUAGGCAACUUUGGCACUCGACUGAGGUGGUUUAAAAUCACUGUCUAUAAUAGAAAUCCCAUUAUUUCCA